AUGAAAGCUUUCCUCACCCUAUUUCUCGUCACAACGGCCGUGGUCGCUUCGCGAUAUCACCUCAGAUGGAACUACUGGGAUGCGCCAUUUCUUAAGAAUGUUAGCAACGAAGGUAGAAUUGAAUAUGGAAAAAUAAUCGCUGACUGGAAUCUGACGACUGUUCAAGAACAGGAAAAAAUUGCAGCAUGGGCUAAAAAGUAUAAUCGCACUGGAGAAGUGAAAAAAUUCAUUGACAAAAUGAAUGACGACAUGAAGCAUCUGAAGCAGCAUGUCGCCAAACUCAUUGCAUCUUUACCAGCUGCUUAUGAGGAGUACAUGAAAAUCACUGAGAACAAAGAUAAGACCUUA
Messenger RNA from Ostertagia ostertagi, 348 nucleotides. The record is from the annotation of a GenBank genome assembly. NCBI's taxonomy places the organism in Eukaryota, Metazoa, Nematoda, Chromadorea, Rhabditida, Trichostrongylidae.